AACCAUUCUGUACUAUGUAACAAAUGUUUAAUUGCCACUCAGUGAACCCAGCGUCCGCACGGGUGCUAAACCAAGUGUGCUGUUUUGAUGGUUGCACCAGCAGCAAGAAACUGUCCUCCAGUUCAGCUGUCGAUGGGAUCCACCAUUCUAUUAACCCCAGCCAACUGUCAGAAAGUAUUGUGACUACUCCCAAUGGCCACAUUGGAAGACUGACAUCCACAGAGCACAGAGCCACACUCACAUUGGAGAAGUCCACACAGACAGAUCCUGCGUAUCCAGGGCAGGAAGCUGGGCAGGUCAAGGUCCCUCUCCACAGAUGUGCCCAGAGCCUGAAUCUGGAGGAUGCACUUCCCCCAGGGCAACCGCUGGAAACCAGCCGAGCUAAGCUCCACCGUGUCCCUGGUAUGGAAGAGGAGGAUGAGGAGCAGGAGGAAGAUGAAGACUGCGGAGGAGAGCAGGAAAAGGAGCUAAGUUGGAUGUCAUCGGUGGAGGACACCAUCCAGCCCACGACCAUCAGAUGCCUGCAGAGAGAGGAGUCCCAGGAUGGGAGCUGCUCUCCAGAGGAGGUGGGGUCUGGUUACGCUUCUGCCAGAAGCUCAGACCAGAACCUAAGUUCCCGCUGUGGACCUUUGUCCCCCAUCCAGGAAGGACAGAAGACGCCUUUGUGCGUGACCUCACUGUACUAAUGACAUUCUGCUAAUAAUCAAUCCUCUCUCUUAUGGCUGAUUUAAAAUACUUCUUCUAAUGAAUCAAAUGCCUUUCCGACUCUCUGAUUCUGGCUUGCGUCACAGCAAACCCCAGAUGCGCUGCAGAUCAACAUUUGGCCCAGGGCAAAAACUUUGGUCGAAAAAUGCUCUCAGUUUGUGUUAUGGGGCUUUCAUGUACGACAAAGUGUUUGAGAGAGUGCAAAGUAAAAGAAUGAUAGAUUUGGAUUUACACAGCACAACAGAUAACAAUGAAAGUUAUCGUUAUAAAAGAGUGGGUGUAUGACAUACUCUUAAAAAAAAAACCUCUAAAGUGAGGACAGGCUCUGUCAUCAUGUAAGCUCUAGCCUUCAUACGCUUGUUUUUCCAG
This is a messenger RNA of Cynoglossus semilaevis (tongue sole), 1074 nucleotides long. RefSeq lists its product as uncharacterized. NCBI's taxonomy places the organism in Eukaryota, Metazoa, Chordata, Actinopteri, Pleuronectiformes, Cynoglossidae. The transcript has 2 exons. The record is from RefSeq and is a predicted model, not a curated record. The coding region runs from base 24 to 686 and encodes 220 amino acids.